CAGAAAGAAAAGCCCCCUUCACAAAGCACAAAAGAGAUUAUUAAUAAUAACUUCAUACCUUCAUUCACCCUCGUGCUUGCUCCCUCCGGCUCACUCAGAAAAGGGAAACAAACACACCGCUUAGCAAAUUCACACCCCUAGAGCUACCCGAACUGCCGACGCCACAGCCUCCCUAUCCCCCUCCGGAUAAAGCUUCUGGACCGCCUCUUUGGCCUUUGAAACCAUGAAUUCCCACUCCUCCAACAACUCCGGGAACUUCUCCUCCAGCGCAACGAUAAUCGCUACCGUCGUGAGAAAGUCCGCGUCCGCGUGCGCGUUUUCUAACCUGCUGUUUCGCAAGCCAAGCCAAGCCAAUAUCCUCCCGUCCGCUUUGAACAUCCCAUUGGAUUGCGGGAGGCUGGCUAGGUCGGAGACUAGGUUGUGCGAACCUUCUGGAAUCCACUGCGAUUCCUGCUGCUGAUAGUGCUGUGCCGGAGGGAAUGAUGAUUGGUGGUUGAAUUCGGGGCCGGGCGUGAGUGGGUCAAGGUCAAAGUUGCCCAGAGGGUCUUGUGCGAUGUAGUAAACUUGGGAUUGGAGUGCAGGACUGUGCGAUUGGGGGGUCGCGGUACAGGAGUCUUGCGGGGUGCAGACAACUUGGGGUGGGAGAGUUGGGGAAUUAGAGUCUUCCACCGUAGGGUAAACUUGGGGUCGUGGUGCGGGGCUGUACGAUGGGAACGCCGCGGGGUGAGAGCCC
This is a messenger RNA of Tuber melanosporum (Perigord truffle), 733 nucleotides long. RefSeq lists its product as uncharacterized. The coding region runs from base 224 to 460 and encodes 78 amino acids. The transcript has a single exon. The record is from RefSeq and is a predicted model, not a curated record. Lineage: Eukaryota; Fungi; Ascomycota; Pezizomycetes; Pezizales; Tuberaceae.